AUGGAGUCAAGAGUCUCAUCGGCGAAAUCCGUCCGCAGAACCAAAGCUUGUGAUGCUUGUCAUCGGCGGAAGAUACGUUGUGAUGGGGAGGAAGGCAGCCCCCAACCAUGCUCAUAUUGCGUGAAGAAUAGCUAUGAAUGUCAUUUCACCUUCCGCCCAAACAAAUGGCCGCCAUCGAAGACUUACGUCGACGGUCUAGAGAGACGAGUUGACUACCUAGAACGCCGAGUCGACACUCUCAAGCGGGAAGUUGAGCGCCUGAGGCAAGGCGGAGUGGGUACCUCUGGGUAUGCCUCCUCUGAGUCCGAUGAAUUCGAAUCUGUUUCCCCGCCAAAUGACGACGAAGACGACCAAACGGCCGAACAGCUGCGGGAGAUCACUGAGCGAUACGAAGGCCUCUGGCUUCAACCUCCUACGGGUAUGAAGGCUAGCCAAGAACCGCGAAUGUACCAUGGACGAGCCUCACACAUCCAUAUUCUCGACCAACAGAUUGCAGCACUCGGCCAGCAGAGCUUGGACAAGGUCAAGGCAUUCCGCCUUCAUAUUCGCCCAGAGUUUCAAUAUCUUGAUCCGGAUUUAUUCGAUUCUCAUGUCGACUUGAAUUUAGCCCCUCCCUCGUGGCCUGAGCCGGACCUCGCUCAGAUACUGAUCAACGCGUUCUUCACCCGAUAUAAUAACGUCUUCCCGCUACUGCACAAACCGACAUUUAUGAGACAAUAUGCAGACCCGGCUCUCAGACAAGAUCGAGACUGGGUUGCAAUUGCCUUCGGAGUGUUCGCGCUUGCAUCAAAAUAUGUGGAAGAUCCGAGGGUUCUGCCAGAGUCGGGAAGUUGGUAUAGCGCUGGACAGAAGUUUUGGAAAGAAAUGAGGCGUGUCAUGUCCCAACUGUAUGCACCUCCGACCCUCUUCAGACUCCAAGCCAUCGUCCUUUUUACAUGGUACUUCAGCGGAACCUCCCUGUUCCCUUCGGCAGGGUGGGGAAUCAUGGCCCUUGCCAUACGUUAUGCUCAAGACGCUGGCAUGCAUCUCAAAAAGGAAUGGACGAAGCGCGCGGCAGCACACCCAUUUGAAUACGAGAUGCGGAAGAGGGUGUUUUGGGUGCUGUACUUGAUGGAGAGGACCAUCGGGCUUGAGAUGGAUAGAAGUUUCUGCUUGCAGGAAGACGAGCUUGAUGUCGACCUUCCGCUCGAGCUGGACGAUGCCGGCCUGGACCUGCUGCAGCAGGGUGAAAUUGAUCCCCCAGGAUUCUCGUUAAUAAUAGCAACAUUCAACGCUCGGAUGCGUCUUCUGAGCUUCGGUAGUCGCAAGCGAACGGAGCUCCGAACUAUCCGCCGUUUGACGAAGGAACAAGAUGUCAUUAAACGGGAACGGUACUGGCUGCAAAGCAUCAGGAACAAGCUUGAUCAUUUCAUUGCGAACAUACCAGACAACCUGAAAUAUGAUGAGAAUGAGAAGGACGAUGAUGACUUCCUGUCUCGUGCGCUCUUGAAACUACAGUAUCAUCAGAUUCAGUUCGCCAUGUAUCGACCUUUCCUGUCUCGUUCGAAAAGAGCGACACAUCCCUCAGAACCAAUACUCGACACUUGCUGCCAAAUUUCCCGAUCUGUGGCGCAUACGCUUGAUGUCAUGCGUCGACGCAACCUCAUGAUGGGCCGGAUCCACGAGACCGCUCUUGGAGGAUUCGUGGCUGGCAAUGUUUUGCUCAUCAAUAUGUGGGAAAACAAGAAUUACGAUCAUAUGGAUGAUGUGGAGAAGUGUAUCCAAGCGAUCCAAGCCAUUGAACACAGGUGGCAAUGGCCAGGACGCGUUCAUGAUGUACUUUGCAAUCUUCGCGAGAUCAUUCGGAUCAGUAUUGGAAAUCUUGCCGAGCCCGGAAAGCAAGAGGAAAUCAUGCCCCCCGAUUCCAAUGUGUCCACAGUAACCGCAAUCCAGUCGCAGAAGAAUGUGCUCUCGUCCAUCGAGUCCAACGCGUCGCUGGCAGCCGUGCCCUUCUGCCCCCCUGCACCUACCGUUACGGAUGAUAUCAUAUCCCCAACCCUGCAAGACUUCUUAACCCCUCCGCAAACAUUGGAUCAACUCAUGUUUGACGAUCAAAUUAUGUCAAUAUCUGAUUGGGCUUAUCCCACCGACGUUCAGACACCCGUGGAUUCCGAGUUUGCGGAUUGGCUCAACAGCAUGAUAUUUUCUGUCCCGCUUCCAGGGUCAGACCCAAAUACGUCGACAACUUUCUUCAACACUGAAGUAGGUGUCCACCCCUCAUAG
Molecule: messenger RNA, 2262 nt
Organism: Dacryopinax primogenitus
Lineage: Eukaryota; Fungi; Basidiomycota; Dacrymycetes; Dacrymycetales; Dacrymycetaceae
Exons: 8
Coding region: 1-2262 (753 amino acids)
Biological process (GO): regulation of DNA-templated transcription; DNA-templated transcription
Molecular function (GO): DNA binding; DNA-binding transcription factor activity, RNA polymerase II-specific; zinc ion binding
Source: RefSeq, a predicted model, not a curated record